AACCAUCUUGGGGUGAUUUUAGUCUGGACUCCGGAGUAAUUGCACUUGUUUGAGAAAACAAAGUCGUAGAUAGAAUCUUGAAUUCGCUCCUCUGUCACCAGAAUCAACUCGAGUGUCCUUGGACAAGCUCCUGCAAGCAACACUAUCAAUCUGCUUGGAUCUGCUCUCAUGGGAAAUAUUGUUAACACUUUUAUGGGGUUCUCGCGCAAUAAUACUGCUGUUGUUCCCUUCCGGAGGUAUUCUUCCUUGUCAAAUGGUACACCAAGUACACCAAGAUUAGACAAAUGUACUUGUGAUAAAGGUAGUUCAAUGACAAGGGAAACUGCUUCUGCUAUAAAUACCCAUGCUAAUGGAUACAAGUCUGCUUGUAAGGAGGUGGAUAACGAGACAAUUGUCUUGACUACAUGCAGCUCGUCUAAAUCAGGAUGCUUCACUCUGCCUAUGGCUCAUACAGAACCACCUGGUGGUGAUGAGGCUAACAAAGGCCAUGGAAAACCAAAUGAGACUUUCCACACAGAUGCAGUACAACACAGGUCUGUUAGUCGUCCUGACAGUGCUGGUUUAAUUUGCAAUCGUGCUGCUGAUGGUAUGCCGCACAACUUGGAAAAUGGAAGUGCUAAAAAAACGAGGUUAACGACUAUGAUUUCUGCAGACCACUUCAGUAGAGUAUCACCUAAAGAGAAUUAUUCUACCGACUCUGUGGUAGCUGAGGGUGUGACGAAGGGUCCUUCCAGGAAUACACACAAGUACAAAGAGUUGAGACUGCGCAGUGUUUCUCCUGAAAGUGGUUUGUUUGACCAUGAUGCUCAUGAGAAAUUGAUAGACGAUGACCUUAAUAUAGGUUUUGAAAGUAUUCCUGAGGCUUCAGGGAACCGUGAGAUGGUACCAUUUGAAGAUAGAGCAGUGUGUGGUCCUUUGGAUGUGAGAGGUUCUGAAAGUAGCCCCAAGGCUUCAUUGAAGAGGCGAGCAAAAAGGAAAAGACCUAAUUGUAAAGCAUCAGUUAAGAGCAUAGUCCCAACUGGAAACGUUGGAACUUUAGCCUCUCCAGAUGUGAAACAUCCUGAAAUGGUGCGAUCUCCUCUUACUCGCAGCAAGGCUAAGGCGUUAUCUGUUUCCACACCUGAAUGUCACAGACUGAGAAGCACCAGAAUGGGUCAUCUAGUAGUUCCACCAUCAGAUUCAGGAAGCCAAAACAUUAUAUGUCAUGUGGCAAAACUACCAAUCAUCCCAUUUGUGGAGCAAAGUUCUGAAGAUGAAGUGUUGCAGGCUACUCCACUAAUGAUCAGAACUCCACUUCCGCAUGUGCGAUCUUCACUUACUCCUAGUAAGGCUAAGGUGCUAUCUGCUCCCAAAACUGAAACUCUUCAAGUCAGAAGCUCUAGAUCAGGUCGACUGAUAGUUCCACGUUUGGAUCCAGCAACCCAAAGCAUUAUCUAUAACACGGAUGGUUCGAUCAGCGGUGUAACCAACUCAGAGCUGCAACGGCCUCAAGGUUGUGAAUCGGAGCGUCCUGCUAAGAGGAGGAGAAAGUCUCAGUGUCCAACCCCAUACCGUGGAAGGUUGCUGCAGUUCGAUGGAAAUAUAUAAUGGAAAUUCUGGCUAGUAGCUUAAGUUCAGUAAUGCACAUGACCUUGGACAAGAAAGGUUCAGUAUGCACAGUUGCACACUUUUAGGAAAUAAGCUUAAACAAAAAUCAGAUUUAACACACGACGAGACAAGUUUGGCGGCGAUGCUUUUGGGCUAAUUGGAAGAUUCUGACCUUUUGGAGUGAAAUAUUUGACAAGAACGUUAUUGAUUAGAAAGAAAAGUGUCUCUGUUUGGGAAUCUCUUUUGACUGGUUCGAGCAAAGGGCUUUGCCAUAAAAAGUUCUUGCAUUGCUUUCUAGCAGAUGUUGGUGGAAUGGAAGAAUGUGGGAAGAAACAAUGAAGAAGUUCUUCUUAUU
Molecule: messenger RNA, 1942 nt
Organism: Lolium rigidum
Lineage: Eukaryota; Viridiplantae; Streptophyta; Magnoliopsida; Poales; Poaceae
Exons: 8
Coding region: 169-1587 (472 amino acids)
Source: RefSeq, a predicted model, not a curated record